GUCAAGUGCGGGCUCAAGCUGCGGACGUGCCAACCCCCGAUUUGGACGCAAGGACAAACUGGUCUGCCCUCAGAGUGUUAGCAUUUGUCAUAAAAUCCAGGUGAUAAAGAACAGGACCAAUAAUGAAUGUGGAACAUGAAGUGAAACUUUUAGUGCAGGAAAUGAAAAGACUUGGGAAACCAAAUUCUGAUGGCAAGAUAACAGUCAAGUUUGGAGUGCUAUUUAGUGAUGAUCGUUGUGCCAACAUCUUUGAAGCCCUUGUGGGAACUUUGAAAGCAGCUAAGAAGAAGAAGAUUGUGACUUAUGCAGGGGAAUUACUUCUCCAAGGUGUACAUGAUGAUGUGGACAUUAUACUGCUGGUGGAUGAAGAAUAGCCCAAAUAAGUCACUAAAAAUAUUUACAAUUUUCAGGCAAGAGAAUAGUUAUUGAUUUAUUCACAAAUUGAAAGGUUCUGAAAUAAAUUUUGUAACUUAUCCUUUUGUAAAAAUGAAUUGUUUGUGAUAUUUGUCUUUAUAACAGUCUGUUGAUGACUCUGUUGUAGAGAUGUGUAUUUUACAUACUAGUUAAUUUUUGUAAUAAAAAUGUAAUAC
Molecule: messenger RNA, 590 nt
Organism: Pocillopora verrucosa
Lineage: Eukaryota; Metazoa; Cnidaria; Anthozoa; Scleractinia; Pocilloporidae
Product: costars family protein ABRACL-like
Biological process (GO): regulation of actin filament-based process
Source: RefSeq, a predicted model, not a curated record